Messenger RNA from Gekko japonicus, 3047 nucleotides. RefSeq names its product RIO kinase 2 (gene RIOK2). The transcript is spliced from 10 exons. Gene Ontology annotation, biological process: maturation of SSU-rRNA; protein phosphorylation. Gene Ontology annotation, cellular component: nucleus; cytosol; preribosome, small subunit precursor. Gene Ontology annotation, molecular function: protein serine/threonine kinase activity; ATP binding. Lineage: Eukaryota; Metazoa; Chordata; Lepidosauria; Squamata; Gekkonidae. Bases 134 to 1780 code for a protein of 548 amino acids. The record is from RefSeq and is a predicted model, not a curated record.
AGUGGAGGGCGCAUGCGAACACGGAUCUCGUCGGCGAGACGGAAGCGCCAGUCGCGGGAGUUUAGUAGAGUUUGGCUUGGGUUUACCCAGGAUACGCCAUUGCAACGUGGACGGGGGGUAGGUGGGCGAGACCAUGGGGAAACUGAACGUCACUUUGCUCCGGUACCUUUCCCGGGACCACUUUCGGGUACUGACUGCGGUGGAAAUGGGCAUGAAGAACCAUGAAAUAGUUCCUCCAAGCUUGAUUGCCUCCAUUGCCAGUUUAAAACAUGGAGGGUGUAACAAAAUUCUGCGAGAAUUAGCAAAGCACAAACUCUUGGCUUAUGAACGAACUAUAACUGUCCAAGGCUAUCGAUUAACUAAUGGAGGAUAUGAUUACCUUGCCUUGAAAACUCUUUCGUCUCGUCAGGUUAUCUGUUCUGUUGGAAACCAGAUGGGUGUUGGCAAAGAAUCAGAUAUUUAUAUUGUGGCAAAUGAAGAAGAGGAACAGUUUGCACUGAAGUUGCAUAGGCUUGGGAGGACAUCAUUUCGGAACUUAAAAAACAAGCGGGACUACCACAAGCACAGGCACAAGAUGUCGUGGCUCUACCUGUCGCGUCUUGCUGCAAUGAAGGAGUUUGCCUACAUGAAGGCUUUACAUGAUAGGAAAUUUCCUGUUCCCAAACCCUGUGACUACAAUAGACAUGCAGUAGUAAUGGAACUUGUCAGCGGCUAUCCUUUGUGUCAAGUGCAUCACCUUGAAGAUCCUGCCUCGCUGUACAGUGAGUUAAUGGAAUUAAUUGUAAAGCUUGCAAACUAUGGCUUGAUUCAUGGCGACUUCAAUGAGUUCAAUCUCAUGCUGGAUAAUGAGGAUCGUAUCACAAUGAUCGAUUUCCCGCAGAUGGUGUCAACCUCUCACCAAAAUGCUGAAUGGUACUUUGACAGAGAUGUGAAAUGUAUUCGUGAUUUCUUUAUGAAACGCUUCAAUUAUGAAAGUGAACUCUAUCCAACUUUCAAGGAUAUCAGGAAGGAAUGUUCUCUCGAUGUAGAAAUUGCAGCCAGUGGUUACACUAAAGAAAUGCAGGAAGAUGAUGAACUGCUUUACCCAGCUGGUCUUGAUGAUGAUGGCCAUAAAGCUGAGUUUUCUCUACCUGAGCAAGAUGCUGAAGGGAAAAAGAGGUUAUGCAGUGCAACAGACCAAGAGACAGAAAGAGACUUCACAGAUGAAGUGGGAGAUACCUCUGAAGAGUUGGAGCAAACCAGUGAAGAAGACAGUGACGAUGAAAGUGAGCAAAGUUUAGAUUUGAAGGAACUUCGCUCUGCCUUACAACCAGUUGAAGGGCAAAUUAUUGCUUCAGGAGACGGGGCUAAAGGUGUGAGCUCUGUAAUUGAUUUUUCAGAGGAUAAAAAGAAAGUUGAAAAAUCCACCAAAAUUGAAGAUCAGACAGGUCAGGGGGAAGAUCCUGCUGACAAAGAGAAUGAAGAUGAAUGCCCUGAUCUGGUCGACUUCUCAACAUUAAACAGAGAAUUCAGGCCUUUCAGAGAUAAUGAGAGUGUGUUUCACAUCAAUGACCACAGAACAAGAACUACAAGCAUCACUUCAGUUGGCAGUGCUGGCAGUCGGUCAACAAUUCCUCCAGAACUGGUAAAACAGAAGAUAAAACGUCAGUUGACAAAACAGCAAAAAGCUGUUCUCAGACGGCGACUGCAGAAAGGAGAAGCAAAUGUUUACACCAAACAGCACCGGGAACACAUGCAAAAUAUUAAGUCUAGUGUGGAUGCUGCGAGUUUCUGGGGCUGACUUUCUAUGGAAAUAUUUUUCCAUCUUGCUUUGCGUCGCACAAGUCAGUGAAAGAUGUGGUUCUUUGACUCAACUGUUGCAUUCUGUCCUUUAUAUUGUAUAGAGUAUGGUUCAAAGUUAUGUAAGAGAUAAAAAUUAAUCUGAAUAUAUUAAAAGGAGAGCAUAGAGGCUGAAAUCCAAAGGUCUACCUAAGGGGGCGGGAUAUGCCCAGAGGUACUUUUGACUUUGAAGAGAAGAUCCCAUGUUUGUUUUUGAAAGUCCCCUCUGUUUUGGAAGUAGUUUGCCACACUGCUGUUUGAGGAAUACAAACAUAAAACUCCUUUGAACUUGCAGAUAAUAUAAAUCACUGAAGUCAUCAAAGAAAAUAAAACUGACCCAUCAUAAUCAAGCAUUUUUUAUUUCAUCUAUUGCAAAUGUAACAAAUAAGAACCUUUUAAAUGAUUUAUAGUGCAAUCCUUCCUAUACAUGUUUACUCAUAAACAAGUCCUGCUGGCUUCAGCAUCACUUACUCCGUGUUCAUGGGAUUAUCCACAGGUUUAAGCAGCUUGGGGCUGGCACUUCAUGAGCAGUGUGCAGUUCACUUACUGCGAUUUUCAUGGUGUGAGUCCCAUUGCCUUCACUGCAACUAAACUGCCUCACAUUAAUGUUAACGAGUACUUUGAUUUAACGCCUCUGGCAACAUUUUCAUUUCUGGGCUUGUACAAAGUUUAGCAAACCUUUCCUGUAUAGCUGAGCUUUGAACCCAGAAGCUCUUACUUGCUUUUUCUCCAUACCCUCAAUGUUUUGUAUAUAAAUCCUGCCCAAACUGACAAGUAAUAAAAAUGAUGUUGCACAGGCCCGGCAGGCACUCCAUCUCUAAGCAGGUCUGUGCAACUGCUAAUAAAUUUUGUUCUUAUGCAUUCAACAACUUAAGAUAUGUCGUAUUACAGAUCUUGAAAACUCUGUAGCCAGAAGGAGUGGGAUCCAGUGUUGCCAUUAUAGAGCAUGUAAACAUUUUUUGUCUUUUUAUGAAAACAAGAAUGUAAGUGUAGUUGGUCAUGCUGGAUCUAACUGGGGAGUAGACAUUUGUGAAGUCUUAGCAAGCUGCUGUGCUUUAUUGAGUGUGAAUUUUCCUCCCUAUAUCUUGGUAGUGCUGAAAAAUUGGUUGCACAAGAUUCUGUGUGGGCAAAAACUCAAGAGGAGAUAACAAUAAGUUUGACCGAUCCUAAGCAGUUACUGCAGUCUUUUUCUUACAUUUCUGCUUGCAUCAGAGGUCUGAUACAAGUGG